AUGGCUUCCAAACCCAACAAACUCACCGCCAAUUCCUCCUCCGGAGAUGACGGCCUCACGCUCCCCAUCACGAAUCAUCCGCACCAGCACCAAAGCGGAGCCGGGGCCAGAGUCGGAGCCGAAUCUCGGCUCAAAACGGGCGGUCUCCGGAUCCGGGAUUGGGUCCGCUCAUCCGGGUCUGAGUCUAAGGGGUCUUCAUCUGAAGAAGCACAUCAUCGUGCUUCGAGAGAACAACAGCAACAACAACAACAGCCAUGUCCUGACCCGACUUCCCCCACAUCGUAUGAGAGGGACCACCAGCGGCGAUCAAGACCAAAAUAUGAUCCGUGGUGGAAGAUUCAUCUCUUCCGGGGGAUGGUGAACGAUAUCCGGAAGCGGGCGCCGUUUUAUCUUAGUGAUUGGACGGAUGCGUGGAAUUAUCGGGUUGUGCCGGCAACGGUGUACAUGUUUUUUGCUAACAUCCUGCCCGCCCUGGCUUUCUCGUUGGAUAUGUUCAACAAGACGGGAAUGCAGUACGGCGUUAAUGAGGUGCUGCUCUCGUCUGUGUUGGGCGCUGUGGUCUUCUCGGUCCUGGCGUGUCAGCCGCUGGUGAUUGUCGGCGUCACGGGGCCGAUUACCGUGUUCAACUAUACAGUCUACGAUAUAAUGAUGCCGAGCGGGACUAACUACCUAGCCUUUAUGUGCUGGAUCGGGAUAUGGUCUCUGAUCUUCCACUGGAUCCUAGCCAUCGCAAACUCGUGUAACUGGCUGCGUUACGUGACCCGUUUCCCCUGCGACAUCUUCGGGUUCUACGUCGCCUUCAUCUACCUCCAAAAGGGCAUUCAAAUCCUCGAGACCCUCGGCGACGGCGAGCCCUUCUACCUCUCCGUCGUCGUGACCCUGCUCGUCUUCGCCAUUUCCUACAUCUGUGGCGAGCUCGGCCAGAGCAGCUUGUUCAAGCACCCCGUGCGCGUGUUUCUCAAGGACUAUGGCACGCCCCUGACUGUGGUAUUUUUCACCGGGUUUGUGCACAUGGGGAAAAUGAGGAAUAUUCCGCUUGAGACGUUGCCUACGGGGAUUGCUUUUAUGCCGACUGUGUCGGAGAGGAGUUGGUUCGUGCAUUUUUGGGAUAUUCCCGUGGGUGAUAUCUUUGUGGCGAUACCCUUUGCUCUGCUCUUGACUAUCCUCUUUUGGUUCGAUCACAACGUAUCAUCCCUCAUCGCCCAAGGCACCGAGUUCCCCCUCAAAAAGCCCGCCGGCUUCCACUGGGAUUUCUUCCUCCUCGGCCUAACCACCGGCGUUGCGGGCCUCCUCGGUCUACCCUUCCCCAACGGCUUAAUCCCCCAAGCCCCCUUCCAUACCGAGUCCCUCUGCGUGACCGAAGCCGUGCCCACCUUCUCUUCUUCCUCUUCCUCCUCAUCCGACACCCCCGACCCCGAUCCUAAUACUACCGACCGAGGCUUCACCUUCCGUGCCAUCUACGUCGUCGAGCAGCGUCUCUCCAACCUCGCACAGGGUCUCCUCACGCUGGUAGCCAUGACUGGCCCAUUGCUGACGGUGCUGCAUCUUAUUCCGCAGGGUGUAUUGGCGGGGCUGUUUUUCAUCAUGGGGUUCCAAGCGCUGGAGGCAAACGGGAUCACAGCCAAGAUCUUGUUUUUGGCUCGUGAUGCUGCGUUGACGCCUGCUGGACAUCCUUUGCGUCGGUGUACGGCUGGAGGAAUCCGUCGCCGCGCCCUCUACACCUUCGUCCUAAUCGAACUCCUCGGUUUCGGCGCCACCUUCGCCAUAACCCAGACCGUAGCCGCCGUCGGGUUUCCCGUAUUCAUUUUCCUGCUCAUCCCCUUACGCGCCAUGGUCUUGCCACGCUGGUUAUCUCCUGACGAGCUUGCCGUCUUGGACGCGCCGACGGCUAGCCCGUUUACGAUGGAGAGUGUUGGGGGUUCGAUCGGUGGUGCUGUCGAAGCAGGGACCGGGGCUGGGGGAGAUGGGGAAGAUGGGACUGGAGAUUCGACGGGGCGAUCGACGGGAAAGGAGGUGGACGUGAUGGUUGGUGGUAGUGGGAGUGGGAAUGGAAGCGGGAGCGGUCGUGAUGUGGGUCGACGUCGGGUGGUUGGCGGGGAAGGCGAUGAUGAAGAGGAUGAGGCAGAGCUUGCGGAGCGUGGGGAGAGUCGGAUGGGGCCUGUGAGGAGACGGUUGAGUGCGAUACGUCGAGAGGAUAGUUAG
Dichotomopilus funicola is the source of this 2202-nucleotide messenger RNA. RefSeq names its product HCO3 transporter family-domain-containing protein. The coding region runs from base 1 to 2202 and encodes 733 amino acids. Gene Ontology annotation, biological process: monoatomic anion transport; monoatomic ion homeostasis; transmembrane transport. The transcript has 6 exons. The record is from RefSeq and is a predicted model, not a curated record. Gene Ontology annotation, molecular function: solute:inorganic anion antiporter activity; borate efflux transmembrane transporter activity. Lineage: Eukaryota; Fungi; Ascomycota; Sordariomycetes; Sordariales; Chaetomiaceae. Gene Ontology annotation, cellular component: plasma membrane; fungal-type vacuole; basolateral plasma membrane.